Messenger RNA from Penicillium coprophilum, 198 nucleotides. RefSeq lists its product as uncharacterized. The coding region runs from base 1 to 198 and encodes 65 amino acids. The record is from RefSeq and is a predicted model, not a curated record. The transcript has a single exon. NCBI's taxonomy places the organism in Eukaryota, Fungi, Ascomycota, Eurotiomycetes, Eurotiales, Aspergillaceae.
AUGAAUUCCAGAGUUCGCAUCGCCAGUUUCCGAGACUCCCAGGAGGAUCAACCCUUGGUAUCUGGGGUACCCAUAGAGGUGGCCAACUACCCAGAACACAGCCUGAGUCCUCUGUCCCAGAGCCAGAGCAUUCUCCAAAUCCCCAUCACCAUCUUCGGUGUCCAGUAUCAAGGAAGAACCCGUACGGCUCACGGCUAA